Molecule: messenger RNA, 2356 nt
Organism: Magallana angulata
Lineage: Eukaryota; Metazoa; Mollusca; Bivalvia; Ostreida; Ostreidae
Exons: 3
Coding region: 937-1908 (323 amino acids)
Source: RefSeq, a predicted model, not a curated record
GAUUUUCCAACGUUGUUAUACUCAAUGAUUUUUUUUUUACAAUUUGUUUGGAUUGAGGAUGGUUUUUUCAUGAUAUGAUUUUUUUUUUUACAAGGUAUCGAUUCCCCUGUGAAGAAAUUAUCAUUGAAAUGAUGUAUUACAUAUUUCAUCUGGUUGUAGAGCAUUUCUAACAUCCUGCAACGAUAUCAGCUUCGUGUUGUAUUAAAAGAGUAAAAUGGCGUUUGGUUCCUAAAUCGGUUCAAUCAUUGUUGUUGUCCCUCAUUAAUUCGGUAUUCUGGCCUCUUCUUACUUAUCCAGUUAUCAAAUCAUCUUAUAAUUAGUGAAGCAUAUCCUUGUCUGAAAGGGACAGAUUUAAUAACAAGUAAUAAAAUAUAAGAAUUAACAAAACCAAUUGUCAUGACUAAACAGAAGAAUGUGGUUUGUAAAUUUCACACGUGUGAUAAAGUACUCAUAUCGGAAUAAGUAUUAGAGUGACGUGAUUAUAUCAAAUAGAGGAAGAUGACGCCUCAUAUGCCAAACAUUAUGAUGCAAUGCAAACCUAUGUAAUUAACAAUUACUCUCCACUUUGUACAUGGGUCACUCUGCUGUAAUUUUAGAUAUUAGUAUAAAUUGUUGAAAGAAAAAAUCUUAAAAGCAUGUAGCUUCCUUGUAUAUAGCUAGAAAUUUUAAACGGAUGAUGUGAAAUACGGCUCCAGGAAAAAAAUCAAACAAAAUAUUGUAGGAUUUUUGGUCUUAUUUUAUGUGUACACCGUAAUAAAAUUCCAUAAUGAAAUACUUUGUUCGUUUUCGGUAAUUUUGAAAAGUAAUCCCUGUUCAAAAACGGAUAAGAUAUUACUCUAAAUAAAAGUGAUCUGAAUUUGAUGCAUCAUUUGAAAGUGCAUUAAUGUGUAUUGAGAAUGGGAAGUUCACAAAUAAAUAAAUUUCGAUCACUUCCUGAUGUUUUACACAUAUAUUAUUGAUGUUAAUAAUUCAAAUAUUAUGCAUUGCAAGAUGAUCAAACUAAAUACAGUUAUCGACUGUUCUAGUGUAAACUCGUGUGAAAAAUGCGGUGUGUUAAAUGUAACACGCCAUGAUGAUAUUAUAAUCGAUGACUCCAAUUGUUCUAAAUUCUACCAGAAUGCUUUAUUUUUCACGCGAAUUGUAAGUCCAUUUGGCUACAAACAAGGCGGAAAACGGUGUUGUGAGGGAGGCUUGAGGAUCGUAUCCAACGCUUUAGUGUUGACUCCGGAAGAAAUCAGAAAGGAACUAUAUGUAGAUGCGACCAAUGUUUCUACAACAGAACAGAUAUACUCUGUAUCCCAACAGUUAGUGGUGGGCACCAAUCAUCUUCCCGAUUAUCUAAUCUUUGGACUAGGUGGCAUCAGCGGAUUUCUCUUUUUCACCACCAUUGUUACUAUUUUGAUCUUUUCUGUAAGACGCAGAAAUGAACUGCAAACAAAAGACAGUUUGCGCGUUUCCCAAGUCGGUUGUAACAAUCUUGGUUUUAGCGAAACCCAAAUGGAAAGAUAUAUUGGGGAAAAUGAAACGACAGUCCAGCGAGUGGUUGACUCUAUAAAGUCGAAUGAAGUUAUUUAUGUUAACACAUGUGAGAAAUGCCAAGAAUCCAAUGAGUCUGUAUCCUCAGAUGAAGCCACCUAUAUGAAUACCUAUGAUGGAUACCUUGAUGCUAAUGACCUUAGACAAGCAGGCCCUAUUGAGUCUUCAUGUGUGACAACAUUUUCAUCAAAUCAACCUUAUGGGUCUAAUAAAUCUACCUGUAAUAACACUUGUGAAGGAUAUCUGGAUGAUAAGGACCCUUGCCCUGCAACUUGUGGCGGAGUGACAAUGGCUGUUCCUAUCCUUCGAUUACCUUGGCUGACAUCACAACAAAGUCCUGGACUGAUUGGAAAAGCUGAGAACAUGUUUUAACAUUAGCUACUAAUGUUGAUUUAUGUUGAAUAUCUUCGUUUACAUGUACAUCAACUUGCAUGAGCAUGUCCAGACUCUCUACAAAGAUAAUCACUGAAUAAUUGGAUUGAAAACAGAAAACGGUUAGCAAUCAUGACUUAUAUCACACAUCAUUAAGAGAUAAACGAUCAAAUAAUAUCAAAAAUAUGUUUCAUCAAUCAUCGUUAUUUUCUACUUGAUAAUUUUUUACUUUAUGUAACAUAAACGUUACUGUUUAUGAUUUUUAAAAAAAAUAUUUGUUACAUUUGUUUUUCAUUUAAUUAUCGUGUGAUUAUUAUUUAGAGGAAUAAAUCCCAGUACACCAUUACUUAAAAAUCGAUGUUUUUAAUAAUAACAUCAGGGCUACAUCUUACCAAAGAACUUUUAAAAAGUCGUUAAUUUUUACAGCUCAAGGAAAUUUAUUUUAUUG